Messenger RNA from Anoplopoma fimbria (sablefish), 6299 nucleotides. RefSeq names its product HECT, C2 and WW domain containing E3 ubiquitin protein ligase 2a (gene hecw2a). Bases 401 to 5014 code for a protein of 1537 amino acids. Gene Ontology annotation, biological process: regulation of dendrite morphogenesis. NCBI's taxonomy places the organism in Eukaryota, Metazoa, Chordata, Actinopteri, Perciformes, Anoplopomatidae. Gene Ontology annotation, molecular function: protein binding; ubiquitin-protein transferase activity. The transcript is spliced from 31 exons. The record is from RefSeq and is a predicted model, not a curated record.
GGAUUAUACUGGCAUUCCUUUAGAAGUAAAAAUACUGCGGCUCCCGUCGUUUUUGGAUAACAUGAAAUAAGAGUGUCAAAGACCGUGACCAUUGUUGGACAUCUUUUACUUCAACGGUUCUGUAACGAUGUAACGACCAGAAGGGCCGAUAACAGGAGCCUCUGGGGAGAAGGAAUCAGCACAUCAUUUCUGAUGUGUUUCCAGUCAUUACAGCCUCUUCAAACCAACUCUCACUGUGAAGGCGUGAGGGUUGACUCAACAGGAAUGAAUCAGUAAAAUGUGUCUUCACUUUGACGACCAGCCCAAUCAAUAAGAAGCUCCCACCCGUCUCGUCCUCUUCUUGGGCAUUCCCAUCAACAGUUUUCACCUCUCCUAGUUGCCUCUUAAACAAUCGCUCAACAUGCGUCCUUCCCUCGCCACGGCAGUCCUACCUCCCAGGACCCGUUCCCACAAUCCACCAAACCUGGCAGUGGGGGGCCGGGAACACCUGUCGGCUCCGCGGAGGCGCAGCCCGCACCUCCGGCACACCCUCAGCCCAGAGAACCUGCGAACCCUGGCGGAGAGGGGCGGGGCCACAUCCGACACAGCCUCCGUUAUCAGCAGUCCUAUGGGGCUCCCACGGGCCAACAGUGACACAGACCUGGUGACCUCCCAGAGCCGGUCCUCCCUAACGGCAUCCACACUGGAGCACACGCUGAACCGCGGCCAGAACCUCGUCAUAUCCUGGGACAUCAAGGAGGAAGUGGACGCCACCGACUGGAUCGGGCUGUACCACAUUGAUGAAACCAGUCCGUCCAACGUUUGGGACUGUAAGAACAGAGGGGUCAACGGCACCCAGAAGGGUCAGAUUGUCUGGAGGCUGGAGCCCGGGCCCUACUUUAUGGAGCCUGAAACUAAGAUCUGUUUCAAGUACUACCAUGGAGUGAGCGGAGCCCUGAGAGCCACGACCCCCUGCAUCACAGUGAAGAACCCCGCAGUCCUGGUGGAGGGCCUGGCAGAGCAGGUGGGCAUCGAACAUCCACGAAAACUGAUCAGCUUUACUUUGACAGAUCUGCGUGCCACCGGCCUGAAGAAGGGAAUGUUUUUCAAUCCGGACCCGUACCUGAAGAUGUCCAUCCACCCAGGGAAGAGGAGCGUCUUCCCCAUCUUCAGCCACCACGGACAGGAGCGGCGAUCGGCCAUCAUUGCCAACACCACCAACCCCGUCUGGCAUGGAGAGAAAUACACGUUUGUGGCACUAAUGACGGACAUCCUGUACAUCGAGGUGAAGGACAAGUUUGCGAAAAGUCGACCGAUUAUCAAACGCUUCCUCGGUCAGCUCACCAUCCCUGUGCAGCGACUAAUCGAAAAAAUACCAGGAGUCCAGCCUGUGAGCUUCCCCCUGUGUCGCCGUCUGCCUACUGAACAUGUAAGCGGCCAUUUGCAGUUCAAAGUGGAACUCACAUCGACUGGGCCUGAUGGUGCCUCUCCUGAGUCUAUCAUUGGCCUCUCUCCCUUGAAUGGAGCUCCGGGGACUCCAUCCGAUGAUGAGGACCUUCCCCACCAUCUUCCAGGACUGGUCUCUUCGGGCCCUUCUCCCACCGGCUCCCAUGGCUCCCACAGCAUGUGGGAAGGCGGGGCCACAGCCUACCCAGAAAAGGACCUGCCUCUCGUUGGAGCCCACGGUAGAUUUGUGGAGCACGAGAGCCUGUCGUGCCACGAAAUGCUGCAGAGGUCACUCAUCGAGGGCCUGGACGCUAUCGAGGCCCCCAAAGGCCCCGGUGAAAGGCCCCUGGGUGCGGCCUCGCCCAAACUGCGCUCCAGCUUCCCCACACACACAAGGCUCAGCGCCAUGUUGCACAUAGAUUCGGACGAGGACGACGAGAGGUCCGGGGCUAAUGACAUCAUUCCGCUGCCGCUGUCGCUGCUGCUGAUGAAUGGAGAACCUCCAGACAUGGGAGUCCCCGAUGAAGACGACCCAUUUCCUGAGUUUCAGCAGGGGCUGGAGCAAUCGGCGCCCGAGGGCGCAGGUGGUGCGACAGAAGACAAGCCCCCUGAGGCAGAGGUGGCCCUGGAUAUGGGGGCAGGUCUGGAACUUGACGAUGUCUUGGAGCCGGACGUCUUCUCCGAGGUGGAGGAGGCUCCUUUCACAGAGGCUGUGUCCCAUAAUGCCAUUCCAGAGGGGGAAGUGCACGAGGAAGGAAGGGGGCCUGGCGAGGACCCCUCCUCAGAGAUUGACACCUGCUCCAUGGCAACAGCCCAGCAGACGGUCUUCUCGUCAUCAGAGAGCUGCCCAAUCACAGUGACGACUGCUGUGGAAGCGGAGGAGGGAGCGGAGACGGCCAUAGAUCCGGGGGGAGACAUAGUUUCCGGAACCCCACCAACCAAUCACGCCGUAGACGACGAAGGGGGUGGGCAGGUUGCCAUUGGCAUAACUGUGGGAGAAGCUCCCCCACCCAGCAUGCCAGUGGUGGUCGAGGAGAUCAGCGUGAGGAGGCUGAGCCUGCAGGCUGCGGGGGGCGUGGCUGAAAGACGGGCAGGGGAGGAGGCAAAGCCGCACGAGGAGGCGGGCGCCGCUGUUUCGGAGCAAGGCACCACAGAAACAGAUGGAGAGGAAGGCUCUCACGUUAACGGCCACCCUGUUCGUUCGCUUCCUUCUGUGCGUCAUGACAUCCACCGAUACCAACGUGUGGACGAGCCUCUACCUCCCAACUGGGAGGCUCGGAUCGACAGCCACGGGAGGAUCUUCUUCGUGGACCAUGUGAACAGAACCACCACAUGGCAGCGUCCCACUGGACCUCCUGCCCCGCAGGGCCUGACCCGCUCCAACUCCAUUCAGCAGAUGGAGCAACUCAACCGCAGGUACCAGAGCAUCAGGAGGACCAUAACCAACAGCGAUCGGUCAGAGGAAGCCCCCGUUGACCUGCUUCCUGAACCAGAAAGUGAACUGAUGCCUCACUCCAUUUCUGAAUACCGACGAGAAAGUGCGGUCACUCACUCCAGUGGUCGCUCGCGUCUCUCCCUGCUGCUGCAGUCACCCAGCGCCAAGUUCCUGUGCAGCCCCGACUUCUUCACCGUGCUGCAUUCUAACCCUAGUGCCUACCGCAUGUUUACGAGCAACACCUGCCUGAAGCACAUGAUCAGCAAGGUGCGUCGGGACGCCCAUUACUUUGAGCGCUACCAGCACAACCGCGACCUCGUCACCUUCCUCAACAUGUUCUCCAACAAGCAGUUGGAGCUUCCUCGUGGCUGGGAGAUGAAGCACGACCAUACCGGGAAGCCCUUCUUUGUGGAUCACAACUGUCGCUCCACGACCUUCAUCGACCCGCGGCUUCCCCUCCAGAGCUCUCGCUCCACCGGGCUGCUGGCCCACCGCCAGCACCUGAGCCGUCAGCGCAGCCACAGUGCCGGAGGUGAGAGACCAGCCGCCACUGCACCACUUGUCACCUGGAGUCAACUUAAGGCUAGGAGAGACACUGUGGUGGACGACUCUCGCCAAGCCAACCCGCCCAUCAUGCCCCGCCCGUCCAGCACCUUCAGCGGCUCCAGUCGAAGUCAGUACCACGAUGUGGUGCCUGUGGCCUACAAUGACAAGAUAGUGGCGUUUCUACGGCAACCGAACAUCGUCGAGAUCCUGCAGGAAAGGCAACCUGAGCUCGCCAGGAAUCACUCGCUCAAGGAGAAGGUGCAGUUUAUUCGCAGUGAGGGAGUCACAGGGCUAGCUCGUCUCUCGAGCGACGCUGACCUCGUCAUGCUGCUUAGCUUAUUUGAGGAGGAGGUGAUGUCAUAUGUGCCGCCGUUGCUCCACCCAAAUUACAGCCUCUCGUCUCCUCAAAGCUCCCCUGGCACCCAGCGAGCCAAUGCCCGCGCUCCUGCUCCCUAUAAGCGUGAUUUUGAGGCUAAACUGAGGAACUUCUAUCGAAAGCUGGAGACCAAAGGUUACGGACAGGGUCCGGGAAAAGUCAAGCUCAUCAUACGAAGGGACCACCUCUUGGAGGACGCCUUUAACCAAAUCAUGUGUUACUCCCGUAAAGACCUGCAGCGGAGCAAACUUUACGUCAGCUUUGUGGGCGAGGACGGGCUGGACUACAGUGGGCCCUCCAGAGAGUUCUUCUUCCUGGUGUCCAGAGAACUGUUCAACCCGUACUACGGCCUGUUCGAAUACUCGGCCAAUGACACGUACACUGUCCAGAUCAGCCCCAUGUCUGCCUUUGUAGACAACCACCACGAAUGGUUUCGCUUCAGCGGGCGCAUCCUGGGCCUGGCCCUCGUCCAUCAGUACCUGCUGGAUGCCUUCUUCACCCGGCCCUUCUACAAGGGGCUUCUUCGCAUCCCAUGUGACCUGAGUGACCUGGAGUUCCUGGACGAGGAGUUCCACCAGAGCCUACAGUGGAUGAAGGACAACGACAUCGAAGACAUGCUGGACCUCACCUUCACUGUGAAUGAGGAGGUCUUUGGACAGAUCACAGAGAGAGAGCUGAAGCCAGGCGGGGCUGGUAUCCCCGUGUCAGAGAAGAACAAGAAGGAGUACAUCGAGCGCAUGGUCAAGUGGCGAAUAGAGCGAGGGGUGGCCCAGCAGACGGAGAGCCUGGUCCGAGGCUUCUAUGAGGUGGUGGAUGUGCGACUGGUGUCAGUGUUUGACGCCAGGGAGCUGGAGCUGGUGAUUGCAGGCACGGCAGAGAUCGACCUGGCAGACUGGAGAAACAACACCGAGUACAGAGGAGGUUACCAUGACAACCACAUAGUGAUCCGCUGGUUCUGGGCAGCUGUGGAGAGGUUCAACAAUGAGCAGAGGCUGAGACUGCUGCAGUUUGUGACAGGCACCUCCAGCAUUCCCUACGAGGGAUUCGCCUCUCUACGGGGCAGUAAUGGGCCCCGCAGAUUCUGUGUGGAGAAGUGGGGGAAAAUCACCUCCUUACCGAGGGCUCACACUUGCUUUAAUCGUCUGGACCUCCCACCUUACCCCUCCUUCUCUAUGCUCUAUGAGAAGCUGGUCACCGCUGUAGAGGAAACGAGUACGUUCGGUUUGGAGUAACCUCAAAUCAGCUCACAGCCCGGUUUAACUUGGGAGAGAGAACCAUCUGGAAAUCCACCUUUCUCACUGAGAAGAGACAUGGAAACUAAAACUAAUAUCCUCAAAUGGCAACUAACCCCCCUACGUGGACAACUCUGCUGAAUUUUUUUGUUUUGUCGACUGGCUUUUCGUCACUCAGCCGCUCUCAGGCUCUGUUCCGAUUCUCCGCCUCUCUCUCUCUCUCUCUCUCUUUCUCUCACAUAUCUUUUAGAAGUCGGUCAAGUGAACCCCUUCUGGAGAAGAGGCGGAGAAUCGGACACUGGUUUAAAACGCUACAGUACAAUUUGUUGUUUUUAUGGUAACCUUUGUUCAUUGAGCCACAUGUGUGCUUUAUCUCUUCAGUUAAUGGCCUUGUUUACUGGAUUUCUAGCACUUCCCCUCAUCUUGCUCCUCUUCCUCCUCCUUCUCCUCCUCCAACCUGCGCCUCAGAGACAGCUGCUCAAAAAAACCACUAAGCUCCCUUCUCCCUCUCUGGACCUCAAAACUGUGUCCUUUCUGCACCGGGGCUGCAACGUUAUGAACUUUAAUAUACACACGCAGUAAUCACCUUUGCACAAAACACACACACAACAUGGGACAUUUUGUUUUUAUUGAUGGUGCAAACCAGUGUUUCCCCCAAGAUUUUUUUUUUUAUCAGAAUAGAAAGAUGUGACAUUUUAGACUUAGAACUGGAUGUUGGCUGGUCCUCCUUGUCUGUCUGAGAGAAGGGGACACACUGGAGUGCACAAAUACACACACACACACAGGCACGCAGAUAAACACACACAGAUGUGUAUGUAGACUGAAAAUACACUUGUUUUUCACAACGAUUCACAUCAUCAGUGACACAAGGAUAGUGUUCCAUUGUGAUAAUGACUGCAGGUUCUGGUCAGAACUUCUACCCCCAACUACCCCCUCAUCAGAGGUCUGACAUGGGCACGGAAGGAACACCUGAGACAUGCGGCCCUGUUUCUGCAUAUACUCACCAAGACCAUCACCUCAUCAGAUUUGUGGCAUGGGCAACAACGCUUCACGUGAUAGGAUGUACAUUCACCUGGGUCCGUUUGACGUUUUCCAUACUGAGGCUUUUCUGCUGCAGAAGACUGGUAAGAUGGAUCACUUACUUCACAUCCAAAUGAAAGGCAGUUGCACCUCUUGUCUCUCUUAGUACAUUUCUGACAGGACACGUCUCCGGUUUUCAGAAUUUCCACUCUAUGCAAAGCUCCUGUACGUGUGUCUCCAUUUCACCCCAGUGAUUGUAAUAAAA